Messenger RNA from Echinostoma caproni, 675 nucleotides. NCBI's taxonomy places the organism in Eukaryota, Metazoa, Platyhelminthes, Trematoda, Plagiorchiida, Echinostomatidae. The record is from the annotation of a GenBank genome assembly.
AUGAUGCGGCUACCACGAAUACGCGAGUUAAAUGACACGCAUCCAUUGUCCACAUCAACCCCGUACAUUGAUGCAGCCGUCCCGGAGCCACCCAUUCCCGACUGGCCUCGGGCACUCGAAUUGACUCCAAUCAAUACACAACAUUCUUCUCCUCGGCCACCGUGGAAUGUGUCCGAUAUGACCUCGGAUGAUUCCUGUCGUAUGCCAUUGCUCAACCAUGAUGCUGCCCCGACCAUUGCCGCACGCUUCACUCUGUCCUCUUUGGAUACAUGUACUCGCGAUCAGGGUCCGGUUGCACCCACUGCCAGCCCGUCUGACGAACAGUCAGUGCUUCUCUCACCAGCUUCCUCCGCUUAUGGGAAUAAAAUGCCACAAUCGCUAAGCCCCUCAUGUUCCUCGUUCCACGUGGGGGAUGAUGCGAGCGCUCCGGCCGAACGGGCCCAAUCGCUUUGUGAUGUUGGCCGCACGUCAGAAAGAAUCUUCGGGUCUGCAACUGCGGAUGUGGACGUGCUCAAUCCCACUGUCUCAGGUUUAUUUCAUCGUUUGCUUGAAAUGGAGAGCCAUAUUUACGAACUGCAAACCCGCCUAGACACUGAUUUGAAUCGUAUACAUACUCUGGUUCAGGCUGUGCCGACGCUACAAAACAACUCCAGACAAACCAGUGCUCCGGCAUAG